AUGUGUGAUUUAGCUGUAUGUGUUCCUCUUAACAGCACAAAAUCAGAGGGGAAAUUAACCUCACUAGAUCAGUACAUCUCACGAAUGAAACCAGGUCAGAAGGAUAUUUUCUAUAUAACAGGAACCAGCAAGGAACAGUUGGAGAAAUCUCCAUUCCUCGAGAGGCUUACAAAGAAAAAUUAUGAGGUUAUAUUCUUCGCUGAUCCUGUGGAUGAAUACCUGAUGCAGUACCUGAUGGAUUAUGAAGAUAAGAAGUUCCAAAAUGUCUCCAAGGAGGGCUUGAAACUUGGAAAGGAUUCUAAAGACAAAGAACUGAAGGAAUCAUUUAAGGAGUUGACCAAAUGGUGGAAAGGUGCACUUGCCAGUGAGAAUGUAGAUGAUGUGAAGAUAAGCAACCGUCUGGCUGACACUCCUUGUGUAGUUGUGACAUCUAAGUUCGGCUGGAGCGCAAAUAUGGAGAGAAUCAUGCAGUCGCAGACACUAUCAGAUGCUAGCAAGCAGGCAUACAUGCGUGGCAAGAGGGUGCUUGAGAUCAACCCAAGGCAUCCAAUUAUCAAGGAGCUGCAGGAGAGAGUAGUAAAGGACCCUGAGUAUUUUGGUGGUCAGAAAUUGGUUUUGGUAAACUUACCUCGCAUUGCUAUUUCUGACUUCCAUUCUCUGUGCAGUUUCCCUGAUGAGGGUGUAAAGCAAACGGCACAACUCAUGUACCAAACAGCAUUGAUGGAGAGUGGCUUCAUGCUCCCUGACCCCAAGGAUUUUGCUUCCCGGAUAUACAGCUCGGUGAAGACGAGUCUAAGCAUCAGUCCCGAUGCUGCAGUUGAAGAGGAAGAUGAUGCUGAAGAAAUUGAGACUGAAUCCAGCACGAAAGAAGCAGAAUCUAUUCCUGAGGCAGAGGCUUAUACUGGUCAAGAUGAUUCAGACACAGAGCCUUCCGCUGUCAAGGAUGAGUUGUAGGUUGCCUGAGCAUGGAUGGCCUGCAAUUGGAGGGGAUGAUUUUCCUGUGGUGUCUGUCCCAAGCAAACCUCAUAGACACUGAUAAAAAAAAAAAAAAAAACCUCGCAGAUGUUGCAUAAUGCAUUAGGCCUUCCUUGUGACAAUUUAGGAAAGGGAGAGUUUUAAUUUAUAGAUUACAGUAAACAUAACUACCAGGAAUUUUGUUUCUUUCGUUUUAUAUGGUAGAAGUUGUAUGGACAUGCUUCGUGUGUUUUUAAAGCAAAGCACUGUACUGCAAUUUUUCUUUCU
Ilex paraguariensis (yerba mate) is the source of this 1242-nucleotide messenger RNA. NCBI's taxonomy places the organism in Eukaryota, Viridiplantae, Streptophyta, Magnoliopsida, Aquifoliales, Aquifoliaceae. The record is from the annotation of a GenBank genome assembly.